AGAGAGGACUGUGCACAUAUACGAAGGAACGCAGCUGGUAUCGACUCGUGCAUUUAUAGAGCGCGCAACCCACAUUUUUCCAAGAGGCCAUUCAACGAAGCGAGUGGACUCGACCCUUCGAGCGCUAAUCACCACCAUGGCGGACGCUCCAAAACAGGAAACCAACCCGCCUCAGGGGACUGCCCCUGAGAGCAAAGAGGAGACAGCCACCGCCAUUCUGCGGCAGAAGAAGUCUCCAAAUAGACUCUUUGUCGAGGAUUCCACCACGGAUGACAACUCAGUGGCGUGUCUCUCAGAAGCCAAGAUGGAGGAGCUGGGGCUCUUCCGAGGCGACACCAUUAUUAUCCGUGGCAAGAAGCGUCGUGACACUGUCCUGAUCUGCUUAUCAGACGCCAACACGGACGAGACCAAGAUUCGCUUGAACAAGGUCGCCCGCAACAACUUGCGCGUUAAGCUCGGCGAUCUCGUUACGAUCCACGCAUGCCACGACAUCAAGUACGGCAAGAGAAUUCACGUCCUUCCUUUUGACGACUCGGUUGAAGGCCUGACCGGCAACAUCUUCGAUGUUUACCUUAAGCCUUACUUCCUAGAGGCGUACAGGCCCGUCCGGAAGGGGGACACCUUCACGGUUCGUGGCGGUAUGAGGCAGGUCGAAUUCAAGGUCAUCGAGACCGACCCGGCGGAGUUCUGCAUCGUCGCACAGGACACUGUCAUUCACACAGAGGGCGAUCCCGUCAAGCGGGAAGAUGAGGAGGCCAAUCUGGCAGAUGUCGGGUACGAUGACAUUGGAGGGUGCAGGAAACAGAUGGCUCAAAUUCGUGAAAUGGUCGAGCUACCGCUGCGCCACCCGCAGUUGUUCAAGAGCAUCGGUAUCAAGCCGCCUCGCGGUGUUCUCAUGUUCGGACCCCCCGGUACCGGUAAAACGCUCAUGGCGAGAGCAGUUGCCAACGAAACGGGUGCCUUCUUCUUCCUCAUAAAUGGUCCAGAGAUCAUGAGUAAGAUGGCUGGUGAAUCGGAGUCUAAUCUGCGAAAGGCAUUCGAGGAGGCCGAAAAGAACUCGCCAGCCAUCAUCUUCAUCGAUGAGAUUGACUCAAUUGCGCCAAAACGUGAAAAGACAAACGGAGAGGUGGAGCGUCGUGUCGUCUCACAGCUGCUCACGCUGAUGGAUGGCCUCAAGGCUCGGUCUAACGUCGUUGUCAUGGCCGCCACCAAUCGACCAAACUCAAUCGACCCUGCCCUGCGUCGUUUCGGACGAUUCGACAGGGAGGUCGACAUUGGAAUCCCUGACCCUACCGGCCGUCUUGAAAUUCUUCGCAUUCACACCAAGAACAUGAAGCUGGGCGAAGAUGUUGACCUCGAGCAGAUAGCGGCUGACACGCAUGGUUAUGUCGGAUCCGACAUCGCCGCGCUGUGCUCGGAGGCGGCCAUGCAGCAGAUCCGUGAGAAGAUGGACCUCAUCGAUCUGGAUGAGGACACGAUCGACGCCGAGGUUCUCGACAGCCUCGGCAUCACCAUGGAGAACUUCCGCUUUGCUCUCGGUGUCUCCAACCCGUCGGCCCUCCGCGAAACAGUCGUUGAAGUGCCUACUGUGACUUGGGACGACAUUGGUGGUCUCGAGAAGGUCAAGCAGGAGCUGCAAGAGACCGUGUCCUACCCCGUCGAGCACCCGGAGAAGUUCCUCAAGUACGGCAUGUCCCCAUCCAAGGGCGUUCUCUUCUACGGCCCGCCCGGUACGGGUAAGACGAUGCUUGCCAAGGCUAUCGCCAACGAAUGCCAGGCAAACUUCAUCAGCAUCAAGGGCCCUGAGCUGCUUACGAUGUGGUUCGGCGAGUCAGAAGCGAACGUCAGAGAUGUGUUCGACAAGGCACGUGCUGCGGCGCCUUGCGUCAUGUUCUUUGACGAGUUGGAUUCGAUCGCAAAGAGCAGAGGCGGCAGCCUGGGUGACGGCGGUGGAUCGUCGGAUCGUGUCAUCAACCAGAUCCUUACCGAGAUGGACGGCAUGAACAGCAAGAAGAACGUGUUCGUCAUCGGCGCGACGAACCGGCCGGACCAGAUUGACUCCGCCAUUCUGCGUCCAGGUCGUUUGGACCAGCUGAUCUACAUUCCUCUCCCCGACGAAGCCUCGCGCUUGUCCAUCCUCAGUGCCACGCUCAAGAAGUCACCCAUCUCACCGAAGGUCGACCUGUCAUAUCUUGCCAAGCAUACGCACGGAUACUCUGGUGCCGACCUGGCGGAGAUCUGCCAGAGGGCUGCCAAGCUCGCCAUCCGCGAGAGCAUCGAGGCAGAUAUGAGGGCAGAUCGCCAAAAGAAGGAGGCUGCCGCUACGGGCGGAGACGUCAAGAUGGAAGAGGACGCAGCACUAGAUGACCCCGUUCCCGAGAUCACACCCGAGCACUUCGAGGAGGCCAUGCGCUUCGCGAGGCGAAGUGUGUCUGACGCUGACAUUCGUAAAUACGAGUUGUUUGCGUCCAACCUACAGCAGACGCGGGGCUUUGGCAGCGCGUUCAAGUUCCCAGAAGGUGAGGGCGGCGCAGCGGGCGGCGCGAGCGGCGCGGCGUUCGGUGCGGACGCUGCGGAUGACGACGACCUGUACGCUUGAGCGUUAAGCCGUGUCUGUCCCUGUCUGGCGCUGGCGUGUACGCAUGCCGUUGCGAACACGACCCCGACUUGACGUUGGCACGAGCGCGAUGAAAUGUAAAGAAAUUGAUACGAGCCCAUUCUACAACCAUAUCGUUGAUCUC
Tilletiaria anomala UBC 951 is the source of this 2741-nucleotide messenger RNA. RefSeq names its product AAA ATPase. Gene Ontology annotation, biological process: retrograde protein transport, ER to cytosol; autophagosome maturation; mitotic spindle disassembly. Gene Ontology annotation, cellular component: VCP-NPL4-UFD1 AAA ATPase complex; nucleus; cytosol. The record is from RefSeq and is a predicted model, not a curated record. Bases 137 to 2599 code for a protein of 820 amino acids. The transcript has 6 exons. NCBI's taxonomy places the organism in Eukaryota, Fungi, Basidiomycota, Exobasidiomycetes, Georgefischeriales, Tilletiariaceae. Gene Ontology annotation, molecular function: polyubiquitin modification-dependent protein binding; ATP hydrolysis activity; ATP binding.